This is a messenger RNA of Exophiala aquamarina CBS 119918, 2790 nucleotides long. RefSeq lists its product as uncharacterized. Bases 1 to 2790 code for a protein of 929 amino acids. Gene Ontology annotation, cellular component: phagophore assembly site; cytosol; extrinsic component of membrane. NCBI's taxonomy places the organism in Eukaryota, Fungi, Ascomycota, Eurotiomycetes, Chaetothyriales, Herpotrichiellaceae. The record is from RefSeq and is a predicted model, not a curated record. The transcript has a single exon. Gene Ontology annotation, biological process: piecemeal microautophagy of the nucleus; protein localization to phagophore assembly site; autophagosome assembly.
AUGCACCAACAUCCUCGCCCUCCACCUGUAACUGCGUCUCCCGCGAACUCUGAACAAACAAAUCCCACUCGUACAAACAAUCCUAGAGAUAGAGACCUUCAGGCAUUAAGAGCAACUUCUCCCACCACCCAAGGCUCUGGUUCCUCUGAAGACUUCGCUGCCACAAGACAAGACCAACCAAAUGACAACCCUCUUGCUCAGAUGCAGAGACUGAACCAAGUUAUCCAGAAUUUCCACACAAAGGCCGCCUUGAUCAUUCUACAUUCCCGUGCCGAGCUGUCUCCCGCCUACUCCAAGAACACAGAUACAAAACGAGUCAACCGGUGGUUCAACCUUGACGUCGACGAGACGGACGACUACAAAGACGAUAUCAGGAAGUGGAAAACCUGUGAUGUGAAAGAUGAUCGACCUCCUCCACUGAUCAUCGAAGUUUUCCUCACCACCGAUCCAUUGCAGCAGGGACAGCGGCUUGUGAUUCUGGACGAGGACGGGAAGAGAUGGGAUGUGGCCAGUACAUUGAACUCUGCUUACGGCAACUCUCGAGGAAGCCAACGGCGACAUGCAGACACACAUGAGAUUCUCCUAGAACGCUGGACGAUAGAACUGGGCGAUGCCACUGCACCUAUUCCCCCGGACCUGGCAACAUUGCUCCCCCUGGUCUACAAAAAGAGCAUUGUCCUGUUCCGCUCCGUUUAUACAUAUUGCAAUUUUCUCCCUGCAUACAAAUUAGCACGAAAGAUCGGCAAGGGCCGCUCUACCAUGGCCUUGAAAUUGGGUUAUCGGUUGGUUGACGGCGCCCAGAUCAAUAGCCUGAACCGAUCAGAUAACCUCAAUCUCCGUUUGUUCGAUUCUAACUCCGAUGUCCUUUCCACCUAUAAGUUUGGCGAGACAGAUUCGCCCGCUGGUCCGUUCUCGGUCAAAGUCCAGUAUCGUUCGAACUGUGAAUUCCGAAUCGACGAUUCUGAGGAACUUUUGAGUUCAAGAUUUCUGGGGACUGACGAUGAACUGUUUAGACCGUCUUUGCCCGGCGACCAGGCCACUCGGACAGAAGUCGGCUCAUUACCUAUGGAUAGGCGACAGAACCUCUUGGAACGUCCUGAACUAGGGCAUGCCUAUGGAAGCUUGUCGACAUUUCAUCAGGCAGGCAUCGCUACGGGAACAAGUCCCAUUUCAGCUCUACGAAACGCACAGGAUUUCAGCGCCGAAUCUCCUCCUACCCCUGAGCCAGCUAGGCCUGCGAUGCAUGCCCACACCCCAAGUCAAGGUUCACGGAAUACACUCAGAGCCGCGGCAGCCAAUCGGCGCAGCUCUUUCUCGGUCCAGCCAUUCAAAGCACCGCCACUAUCUGCAUCGCCACUUGGGGCUUCUCCAUUAGCUAGUUCACCUAGAACCCAUGCCCGUAUUCCCACCCUGGGUUCCUUGACCGAAGAAGGAGUUUUGCCUUCGCGGGGAUCUACCAUGGCAGGGAGACGCACUGGUUCCCUUGCCUCAGACCAGGGUGUUGCAUUGUCUUCCUCCAGCUCUCCGAAACCUGCACCUGUCACCAAGUACAGCAGUAGCUUCAGCCACAGGAGGGCUCGCCUAUCGUCAGGGGGUACUACCACUCGCACGGAUGAAGACCAAACUAGUAGUGGGAGAGGAAGCACGGCUUCCUCUGCCCAGCCAGGCUCUGGUCUGAUGACUGAAGCAACAGGUGGUGGUGCGAGUUCCGGUUCUGCCGCAGAAGAUGACGACGAGAACAUUCCUGGAUUCCUUAAGAUGCUGGAAAUGCAAAAGGAUUUAUUAGCACCAGCAACACGCUCAGCAGCGGAAGCAUCCACCAGGAGGACUGCAGCUGCGCUGAACCGCUUUCACAGAAUGCGAGAUUCUAAUACUGCACUGUCUGACUCCAUGUCAUCCUCCUUGAUGAUGCAAAAGUCCUCCACGUCUUCGAGUCGUCAACUAUCUGGUAUUCCACCAAUGGUGACAGGUACUUCAAUAUCGACCUCGUCAUCUCCUGGGAAGCCCAUCUCGCCACAUACACCACACACACCGUUCGCUCCCUCCAGACUCAGCGCAGCGUACAGCCAUGAUGAUACAGAGACACCGCAUGGCUUGACAACACACGAGCCUCCGUCACCGUCUGAAACUCCAACGGACGAGACCGCUCAAGCACGAUCAAGCACUCAUGUUCCAGCUAUUGACAUUCCUAGCUCGCCACGGACGUUCUUACCAGGCUAUCAGCGCUCUAGUUCAGCUCAACGACAACCAAUGAGUACAGAUGAUGAUAUCGCUGAUUUGUAUGGGAUGAGAAGUGCAAGUAUGGGGGCACAGGAACGACGGCGUCAUCAACGACAGGAGUCUAACCAACGAAGCGUCGACGCAGAUGACCGAACGGGCAGUGGUCGGCAGACGGAGCCAUCUGCUAGGGCAACCGAUUCCGCACGACGGCCCGCACACGCUCAUCCUUUAUCAGGUCUACCUGCACUCGCGACUGAUGGCGGCGGGUCUGGAUCUAAUUCUGGACGAUCUUCAGCCAAUCCAUAUCGAUCUCGUUUAGCGAGAGGGGGAGCUGGUCGGAUUGUGACGCCGCCUCAAACGUCGACCUCAAGCUUUGGUGAAACUGGAGUUAGUAUUGAUCGUGGUGAUAGCAGCAGCGUAAGCGGAUCAUGGGGAAGAGGAGGCAGAAGGAGCGGAAGUCGACCUGAGAAUCGAUUUGACGAGGAUGAAUUUCUACCAUUUGCGAUGGAAAAGAGCGACUUCAAUACCGCUGGUCGGUCUGGUGAUCCCGGCGGCGUCAGUGAACGUUAG